This is a messenger RNA of Triticum dicoccoides, 1607 nucleotides long. Its product is annotated as malonyl-coenzyme:anthocyanin 5-O-glucoside-6'''-O-malonyltransferase-like. NCBI's taxonomy places the organism in Eukaryota, Viridiplantae, Streptophyta, Magnoliopsida, Poales, Poaceae. Bases 80 to 1471 code for a protein of 463 amino acids. The transcript has a single exon. The record is from RefSeq and is a predicted model, not a curated record.
GUAGGUGGGCAGUGAGAGAGAGGAGCCAUUGUAGAAUGUAGAUCAGAUCGAGCAACCAUCCAAUCCAAAAAAGAGAUCCAUGGCGGAAGCGGCGGGAGUGCGCGUGCUGGACCGCCUCCGCGUGCCGCCGGCGCCGCCCUGCCCCUCCGCGGACCUCCCCAUCACCUUCUUCGACGCCGCCUGGCUCUUCACCGGCCCCGUCCAGCGCCUCUUCUUCUACCGCCACGCGAACCCGUCCGCCGCGCUCCCGCUGCUCGCCGCCUCCCUGCCGCACGCGCUCGCCCGCUUCCCCCCGCUCGCCGGCACCAUCAGCCCCGCCGCCCGCCGCCUCUCCUACUCCACCGCCCACGACGCGCUCCACUUCGUCCUCGCCGAGUCCACGGCCCCGGACGACUUCGACCGGUUCGUCGCCGCCGGGCCCCGGGACCUGAGCCUGUUGCGCCCGCUCGUGCCCGCGCUGCCCCCGCCCGGAAAGGACGGGGCUUUCGCGCUCGCCGCCCUGCAGGCCACCGUGUUCCCCGGCCGCGGGGUCUGCGUCGGCGUCUCCGUCCACCACGCCGCCUGCGACGACGCCUCCGCCACGCUCUUCGUCCGGACCUGGGCCGCCGCGUGCCGCCUCAGGGCGCCCCUCGACGGUGCCGAUCAUUCCGAAGCCGUGCCGCCGCCGCCCGUGCUCGACCGCUCCCUCGUCGCCGACCCCGACGACCUGCUCGGCAAGACGCUCGCCGGGAUGAGCCGCCUCGCGUCCGGACCUCCGCCUCCGCCCCCGCAAGCGCAGGGGCCUCCGCCCCCGCAAGCGCAGGGGCCUCCGCCUCCGUCUCCGGUGAUCGCGUCCUUCGCGCUGACGCGCGACCAGAUCGACGGGAUCAAGGACGCGGCCGCGGCGCAGGGCGCACCGCACAUGUCGUCGUUCGUGGCGGCGUCGGCGCUGGCGUGGGUGUGCCUGCUGCGGAGCCGGUCCGCGGGCGUCGAAGGCGCGGCGCGCAGCCACAUGCUGUUCUCGGCGGAGUGCCGGUCGAGGCUGUCGCCGCCGCUCCCGGCCGAGUACUUCGGCAACUGCCUGCGGCCGUGCUUCGUGGAGGCCGCGACGUCGGACCUGAUGACGACCGACGACGCGGGCGGCGUGGCGGUGGCUGCUGCGGCCAUCGGGGCGGCGAUCAGGGAGAUGGAGCGGGGCGUGCUGGAGGGCGCGGAGGGUUGGCUGGGUCAGGUGAUGUCGGUGCUGCCGCAGCGGCCCAUGUCGGUGGGCGGGUCGCCGCGGCACGGCGUGUACGAGGGCACGGACUUCGGGUGGGGGAAGCCGUGCAGGGUGGACAUGGUGUCCACCGAGAUGACCCCCGGCACGGUGUCCCUGGCCGAGAGCCCCGACGGCCUGGGCGGCGUCGAGGUCGGCGUGGUGCUGCCGCCGGACGCCAUGGAAGCUUUCGCCUCCUGCUUCGCCGAGCUCCUCAACAACAAGAAGAGCGUGUGACUGACAUCGCCCGUGUGUCCGUGUGUGUGUGGUGACCACGAGCUGGCUUUUGCUCUUGUGAAGUUGUGAUGAUGUGUCAAAUUUAAAAUGGGAUUAUAUGUAUGGAAGUAUGUUAUUUUCAUCUUCACUAAAUUUU